GAUGUGGCUUCUUAUUUGCCAGCCGCUCCAGCGUUCUUCUGCCAGGGAUCCGGGUUGACUCCGGAUUGUGGCCACAGAAGCGGUGGCGUCGCUCCGCUGGCAGGUGGCCUGACCGCUGUGUUCACCAGGUACAUAAAAAAGGAUCGUUCACCGACACCAGUAAACUGAUAACUUUUCAAUUUGUCAUUCGGGAGAUGAUUAUUUGAGAGACCAUCCGAUCACAACAGUCCCUGGCAUCGCCAGUGCGUCUUACAACAUGGAGUUACAGCUGUUCCUUUCCUGCAGCAUCACAAAGCCCAACGGGCUUCGUUUUACCGUCAGGGAGUAAUUCCAGACCGGCCUUGAUGAAAAGGAGAGGGCCAAUUGUCAUCUUCAGCCUCUGGAACUGUGCAGCAGCGAUAGAGGCCUUCAUUUUCUUUCUCCUUGAAUUGAGCCCAGGAACUACAGCGUAUGUUUUAAAUAGAAAGUGAGCAUGGUAGGUUCCUGAGUGUACAGCGUUGCAGCCAAGAACUGAGAAGUGAAGGAUGGCAUCCCGAGAGAGACUGUAUGAAUUAUGGAUGCUCUAUUGCAACAAGAAAGAUCCAGACUACUUGAAACUCUGGUUGGACAGCUUUGUGUCAAGUUACGAACAGUUUCUGGAUGUGGACUUUGAGAAACUGCCCACUAGGGUGGACGAUGUGCCCCCUGGGAUCUCUCUGCUUCCUGAUAACAUUCUUCAGGUCUUGAGACUCCAGCUGCUCCAUUGUGUCCAGAAACUGUCAGAAGGAUUGGAAGAACCCCAGCAAGCUGUAUCACUUCUUCUUGUCAAGUUCUUCAUUAUCCUUUGCCGAAACUUGGCUAACGUGGAAGAGAUAGGGACCUGUUCCUACAUUAAUCAUGUGAUUACGAUGACCACUCUCUAUAUUCAGCAGUUGAAAAGCAAAACAAAAGAGAAAGAACUGGCCGAUCAGACGCCCGUUGAAGAGUUUGUGAGACACGCUCUGACUUUUUGUGAAAGUCUCUACGAUCCGUAUCGAAAUUGGAGGCAGCGAAUUGCAGGGCGAAUUCUGAGCACUGUUGAAAAAAGCAGACAAAAAUAUAAACCUGCUUCCCUCACUGUGGAGUUUGUCCCUUUCUUUUACCAGUGUUUUCAAGAAAGUGAGCAUCUGAAAGAAAGCUUGAAAUGUUGCCUACUACAUCUCUUUGGAGCGAUUAUAGCUGGCGGGCAGAGAAAUGCCCUUCAAGCGAUAUCUCCUGCCACCAUGGAAGUCCUGAUGCGGGUGUUAGCAGACUGUGACAUGUGGGGCAACAGAGACCCGGACGAAGUGAGCCGGAAGGCGGAGCUGACUCUGAAGUGCCUGACGGAAGUGGUGCAUAUUCUUCUGACCAGCAGCUCUGAUCAGCGGCAAGUGGAAACCAGCACCAUCCUGGAGAACUACUUCAAGCUGCUCAACUCUGACCACGCUGCUUUGCCUAAUUCGAGGCGGUCCAGGCAGUGGGAGAGCAGGUUCAUAGCACUACAGAUUCAGAUGCUGAAUACCAUCACCGCCAUGUUAGAUUGUGUGGACCGGCCGGUUCUGCAAGCCAUUUUCCUUAACAGUAACUGCUUUGAACAUCUCAUCCGGCUGCUGCAAAACUGCAAGCUCUUUUUAUGUGCUAACAAUAAGGUGGUACACAAGAAUGAGAAAGAACUUGCCAACCAGUUACUGACAGAAAUGAAUCAGGAACAGGUGUUUGAGGGGCAACUUGACCGCUUGGCGGUCUCUGCCAUACAAGCUCUUACAGCAGUGAUGCUCAAAUCUCCAGCUGCUAAGGAAGUGUUUAAGGAACGUAUCGGUUAUGCUCAUAUAUUUGAAGUCCUCAAAUCCAUGGGUCAGCCUUCACGGGAAUUGCUUGAAGAGCUUAUGAAUAUGGCUGUUGAAGGUGACCACACAUCAGUUGGCAUCUUGGGCAUAAGUAAUGUCCACCCGUUGUUGUUGCUGAUCCAGUGGCUUCCGGAACUAGAGUCGCCCGACCUUCAGGUCUUCGUCUCGAACUGGCUGAAGCGAAUCUGCUGCAUCAACAGGCAGAGCCGUGCCACGUGCGUCAAUAUGAGCAUGGUCACUCGCAUCAUCGAGACACUCAACGGGCACUCUUUGCUACAUGGGACAUGCGCCGAGAACUUGAUAGCCCUCUUGGGGUCCUUGGGAAGUCAGUCCAUGAGCUCGGAAGAACUGCACCAGCUCAUCAUGCUGUUGAGGACUACAGACCCGAAAAAGGCUCACCCUUAUGUUGUGCCUGUCAUGCGUGCAAUCCUCACAAUGGCCCGAAAACAAGGACUGGACAACGCCUUGCAGUAUUUUGACCUCUCCCACAGCAUGGCGGGCAUUGCAGUGCCAUCUAUCCAGAGGUGGCCGGGCUCUGCAUUUUCCUUCAGUGCUUGGCUAUGCCUGGACCAAGACCAAGUGAGUCCCAGUGCCAAUAGCAAGGGUGGCAAGAGGAAACAACUUUACAGCUUUUUUACAGCAAGCGGGAUGGGCUUUGAAGCAUUCAUUACCUGCACUGGAACGCUGGUGGUUGCUGUGUGUACAAAGAAGGAAUAUGCUACUGUGAUGCUCUCAGAUCACUGCUUCUGCGAUUCUCUCUGGCACCAUAUAAGCAUUGUUCAUAUGCCUGGGAAAAGGCCCUUUGGGCAAAGCCUUGUCUACAUUUAUGUGAAUGGGCAGCUGAAGAUCUCUGCACCGCUCAGAUUUCCUGCCAUGAAUGAACCUUUUGUUUCUUGUGGCAUUGGUUCUGCUGGCCAAAGGACGACGACUCCUCCACCAUCCCAGAUUCCAGACCCACCUUUUGCUUCACCUGUAAUACCUCAUCGGACAUCCUUGGGUGGAAUUCUCUCUGCGGGUAGCUGGGGUGGGCUGCUGGGGAAACCGGAACUGGUCACUAAGCUGAUUUCGGCCGGAACUCAAGACUGUGAAUGGGGAUGCCCCACCUCUUUAGAAGGCCAACUUGGAUCUGUGAUCAUUUUUCAUGAAGCCCUGCAGCCUUCUCAUGUGAAAGCAUUAUACCUGGCAGGUCCCAACUGCUUAACUCCAUGGAAAUCCCAGGAGGCUGAGAUGGUAGAUUGGUCUAGCAAAGUUCUCCUUCACUAUGCUCCAAAGGCUUGCAGAAGCCCGAUAUGUCUUGACCUUUCCCCAAAUCUUUUCCAUGGAAGGCUAACCGGGAACAAAGUUGUGAACUGGGACAUCAAGGAUAUGAUCAAUUGUGUAGGUGGAUUAAACGUGCUGUUCCCACUGCUAGAGCAGAUCAGCCUCCUUGGUGACCAGGUGCCUCAGAGGACAGACGGGCAGUCUCUGCCUCCCGAACUGGCAACGCCAGUGGAAGGAGACUGGGUGGUGUUAUCCUCCACCAAGGCUUCAGAGGCUCGCUUGGAGAAGAACAUAGUUGCGACUUUCAUUUUGGUAAUCAAACACUUCAUUCAAAGGCAUCCGAUCAACCAGGAAAACCUCGUUCACACGCACGGAGUCGCCACCUUAGGAGCUCUAUUGCAAAAUGUGCCAAGCAGCUUCAUGGAUGUGAAUGUCCUGAUGGCCAUCCAGUUACUUAUAGAACAGGGCUCGGUGGCCAAAAACACACAACUUCUGCAGCAGAUGUAUCAGUAUCUACUUUUUGACUUCAGUAUCUGGAACCGUGGAGACUUCCCAUUUAGAAUUGGGCACAUCCAGUAUCUUUCUACAAUCGUCAAAGACAGCAGAAGGCUCUUCCGGAAAAAAUACGGGGUGCAGUUUUUAUUGGAUACUUUAAGGUUUUAUUAUGGAAGUGGCUAUAAAGACAGUGAAUUGACUCUGGAUGACCUCAGAACAAUCAGAACAUCUCUCUGUGGACUAAUUAAAUAUUUCUUAAGUAAAGGAGGCACACAUAACGAAGUGCAGAGCAUCAUGGGAUACAUAGCAGCCAUCAACAACGAGGAGCAGCUCUGUGGGAUCUUGGAGGUGCUCUUCAGCCUGCUUCACACCAGCCCAACCCGAGACCAACUUUUCUUGCUGCUUUUCGAACCAGGAAAUGCAGACAUUCUUUACGCUCUGUUGCUGAAUCACAGGUACUCUGACAGACUGAGGGAGCUUGUUUUCAAGAUCAUGGAACAGAUGCUGAAAUGCACCAAGGUUUAUGAGCGGAGCAAACAACGCAUGAAACUCCGAGAAGUUGGGUAUUCUGGGCUGGGCCUGCUCUUGAAUGACACACCGGUGACCACAUCUCUUAUUAAGAGCCUCCUCAAUCAAGUUCUGCACGCAGAUCCAGUGGUGAAUUACCGGGACUUCAUGGCCGUGGUUCAUUUGGCUCAUAAAGCAGAUAUAAACGUCAGAGUGGCUAUCUGUCAAAAGCUUUUGCAGAUUCUCCACUCCCAGCAGGAUUCGGCACAACAGAUUUCUCAGCAACUUGGCUGGCAGGAGACACUGACGAGGCUCUUCUUGAAAGAAAAUGCUGACAUCAGGAAUGGCCUGAGGGAAAGUAGAAGCGACUCUUGUAAAGAAGAUGAAAAGAGAGCCUCUCUCAAAGAAUUCCAGAAACGCCAUGCUUCGAAGGCCGACCAAGAGGACGCCGCCAGUUUUGCAUCCGUCAACGGCUUGUGUGAUCAGUGGAGUUUAGAAGACAGCAAGCCGGUCGCGGUGUUUGGAGACAGCUCCGUGGCCGAGAUGUCAUUCAGGCCCGAGGACCCAGAGGAGUUAUGGCCAAAGAACCCUUCACACCUGAGCUUAGACCUGUCAAGUGUUGACUCUUACGAACUGGGAGAUGCUGGAAACCAAACAGUCGAUAGCCCGCCCAGCACACCUUCUCCCAGCGAGACUACAAAGCCAUUCUCUGGACAGCUUGACCGAGAACCGAAUGUGCCCACGGAGGCUGCAUCCGCUGCUGAUCUUUCAUUAUUUGAAAUUAGCGAGGCCUGUGAAGAAGAUCUCGUACAGCUGCUGUCUGAUGUCCUGCUCUGUUUGAUGUGGAAAGGUGUGGAAAAGUCCGAUGACGCUGCCUGGAUUGAGAGGGGGCAGGUUUUUUCCGCUCUCACCAAGUUGGGGAUAUCCAAUGAACUGUUGCGCCCAUCGGAUGAAAUAAAACUCAAUUUACUUGAGAAGAUGCUGGAGUGGGCCGUGACGGACAGCCGAGACGCCAAAUCCCUCCCGGUGUAUGCAGAAAAUGCCUUCCGGCUCCUGCUUAUUGUGCAAGAUUUUCUCCAAGCUGAAGGGCUGGUGAAUUCAAACCUGUGGACAGAAAAGCUCUUGGAAGAGCUGGUAACCUUGAUGGACACUUUGUCAGUCUGGUAUUCAUCCAGCCCAGAGUGUGUGAAACUCUACCAAGUGCAGGUCCAGAUGCUCCUUGGCUUCAUUGGGCAGGAUAACCUACAGGUCUGUGCGAUGGCUGCUGCCAAGCUGAAUACUCUUCUUCAGACCAAAGUGCUCGACCACCAAGCAGAGUCUUGCUACCUCCUGGGCCGGCUGGAAGGCAUUCUGAGUCGGUCGAUCCGAGAAAAGACGGAAACCUAUUCUUUUUUGAUUCCGCUCGUCCGAACGCUCAUUUCCAAAAUAUACGAACUCCUCUUCAUGAAUUUGCACUUGCCUUCCUUGCCAUCUACAAAUGGAAGCCCCUCGUUUUUUGAGGAUUUCCAGGACUACUGCAGCACUGAAGAGUGGAAGGUUUAUAUUGAUAAAUAUAUUAUUCCAAAUAUGAAGCAGUACGAAGUCAGUAUUUUCAGCGAUGGCCAUGAACACAUGGCAGUAUAUUGGAAGGACUGUUAUGAGGCGUUGAUGGUGAACAUCCAUAGGCGGGAGCGGGAGCGAGGAGAAAGCAAGCUGAAAUUUCAGGAGUUCUUUGUGGAGCCGUUUAACCGGAGGUCUCGGCAGGAAAACAUGCGUUACAACAGCGUGGUGAAACAACUGAACAAUCAGCACACAGCUACUCAGAGACAGUGGAGAACUGCGAAACUCUACCUUGCUUGUGAACAGGGCCCCUGGGCUGAAAGGAAACGGAUCCCAAUUCACUGGAAGCUUUCAAAUGUGGAGAACUACUCACGGAUGAGGCUUAAAUUAGUGCAGAAUUACAGUUUCAGCUCUCACCAGGACGCCAGUGCCCUUAGAGACAAUCUAGGAGUGCAGCAGGCCGAGCCCGCAAGUGAGGCUCUUCUCCUGGAGGCGGUGAAACAAGUGAAGGUCAAUGAUGUGGAGGAGGACGUGCUCGAACUGCCGGACGAAGAUGCAGCGCCAAGCGCAAACACAGACGAGAAAGACGAACAGAGCCAGAAAGAAAAGCUUGUGCUGUCGGAAGACUGUGAACUCAUUACUAUAAUCAACGUGAUACCUGGGAGACUGGAGGUAACCAACCAGCACAUUUAUUUCUAUGACGGCAGCACCGAGAAGGAAGAAGGUGUUGGUUUUGAUUUCAAAUGGCCCCUUUCUCAAAUUCGAGAGGUUCACUUGCGUCGCUACAACUUGAGAAGGUCGGCCUUGGAGAUAUUCUUUAUUGAUCAGACUAACUACUUCCUUAACUUUAAAAAGGAGGCAAGAAACAAAGUAUAUAGCCGAAUUCUGUCUCUUUGCUCUCCGAAUAUUAGUGGGACCCGAUCUCCACAAGAAUUAUUUAAAGCCUCAGGACUUACCCAGAAAUGGGUGAACAGAGAGAUAUCAAACUUCGACUACCUCAUUCAACUUAAUACCAUGGCAGGACGGACCUAUAACGACCUCGCGCAAUAUCCUGUGUUUCCAUGGAUCCUACGGGAUUAUACAUCUGAGGAACUGGAUCUGAAUAAUCCUGCUGUGUUCAGGGAGCUGUCCAAGCCCAUUGGGGUGGUAAAUGAAAGGAAUCGCAAAGCUGUUCAGGAAAGAUAUGAGAAUUUUGAAGAUCCCCUGGGAAACGUUGAUAAGUUUCAUUAUGGCACUCACUACUCAAAUGCUGCUGGAGUCAUGCAUUACCUCAUUCGGAUAGAACCUUUUACCUCCCUGCACAUUCAGCUUCAGAGUGGCAGAUUUGACUGUGCCGAUCGGCAGUUCCAUUCCAUUCCGGCUACCUGGCAGGCCCUCAUGGAUAAUCCAAAUGAUGUCAAGGAACUGAUCCCGGAGUUCUUCUACUUCCCAGAGUUCCUGGAGAAUCAAAACAAUUUUAACUUGGGUCAACUCCAGAUCUCAAAAGAAGUGGUGGGUGAUGUUCUCCUCCCAAAAUGGGCUCAGUCGCCAGAGGACUUCAUUUAUAAGCACAGGAAGGCUUUGGAGUCCGAAUAUGUGUCUUCUCACCUUCACAAGUGGAUAGAUCUGAUUUUUGGCUACAAACAGAGAGGGCCGGCUGCAGUGGAGGCUCUCAAUGUCUUCUACUACUGUACUUAUGAAGGAGCUGUGGAUUUGGAUGCCUUGACUGAUGAGAAAGAACGAAAAGCCAUAGAAGGAAUGAUUAACAACUUUGGCCAAACACCUUGUCAGCUGCUGAAGGAGCCUCACCCUGCGAGACUGUCCGCCGAGGAAGUGGUCCAGAAGCAGAGCAGAAGUGACACUUCCACCCUUAACCUCUUCCAGCAUCUCCCUGAGCUGAAGUCCUUCUUCAUUGAGGGAAUCAGUGAUGACGUGCCCAUUGUGAAGGCUGUGGUCCCCAGAAACCAGUCUCGUUCUUUCAUGUCUCAGGGAAGCCCAGAGUACUUGGUAACACUAAGUAUGAAUUGCCUUAUUGGAACCCAUGGGUGGCUACCUUACGACAGGACUAUCUCCAACUAUUUCACUUUCAUCAGAGAUCAAACUGUGACAAAUCCCAAGACGCAGCGAACCAUAAGUGGGCCGUUCGCACCAGGUCUGGAGAUCACGCCCAAGCUUUUCGUUGUGUCCCAUGAUGCCAAGCUCCUUUUUAGCGGAGGACAUUGGGACAAUAGCAUCAGAGUGGCAUCGCUUGCCAAGGGAAAAUUGAUCGCACUGCAUAUCAGGCAUAUGGAUAUUGUGACGUGCUUAGCUAUGGAUUUCUGUGGGAUCCAUUUAAUUUCUGGCUCAAGGGAUGCCACUUGUAUGAUCUGGCAAAUAGUUCAGCAGGGAGGAGUUCCUGUAGGUUUGGUUCCUAAGCCAUUACAAAUUCUAUACGGACAUACCAAUGAAGUCUCUUGUGUUGGCAUCAGUACAGAGCUGGACAUGGCGGUCUCAGGGGCCAGGGAUGGAACUGUGAUCGUUCACUCUGUCCGGAAAGGUCAGUACAUGAGGACUCUGAGGCCGCCCUGUGAGAGUUCCCUCUUGCUCACUGUUCCAAACCUGGCUGUAUCCUGGGAAGGACACAUCGUUGUCCAUACCAGUAUAGAAGGAAAGACGACGCUAAAGGAUAAGAAUACACUACAUCUCUAUUCUGUGAAUGGGAAAUAUUUGGGCUCUGAGAGCCUGAAAGAAGAAGUCUCAGAUCUCUGUGUGACUGGAGAAUAUAUUGUAAUGGGGAGUCUGCAGGGAUUUCUGUCCAUAAGAGAUCUCUAUAGCCUCAGCCUCAGCGUUUCUCCCUUAGCCAUGCGACUACCAAUUCGCUGCGUCUCCGUUACCAAAGAGUACAGCCAUAUUCUCGUGGGCCUUGAGGAUGGCAAGUUGAUUACUGUUGGUGUUGGCAAACCAGCCGAGAUGCGCGUGGGCCAGCUCUCCCGAAAGUUGUGGGGAUCGAGCAAACGGAUCAGCCAGAUUUCGUCAGGAGAGACUGAAUAUAACACUCAAGAUCCCGUGUGAUUUUUGUUCCAGCCUCCCCUUGUGGAUUCCAGAUUUUAUUUAAUCUUCCGAUCACUCCUCCCCGAUAGAUUUCUCAGAUUUUUUCCCCUCCAAUUACGUUGGAACAACAGCACAAUUUCCACAGGCUCUUAUACAAAUGUGGAAUCUGCAGUUCUCUGUCACCGUAUUAAUGUCAGAAAGCAAUAAGGAAAUUUGAUGUUUCAACAUGUAUAGUUGUAUGUAUGGUGCGUAUGUACACAUAUAUAUUUUGUGUAUGUGUGUGAAACUUAUGUGUGUACAAAUCUGUGUUUUGGUUUAUAUGCGUUGCAGUAAAUUUCAAAAAUGUGUUGGCUAUUCACACUGACAGUUCUAGUUCAGUGAAUGUCCAGAAACUUCCAAAAUCUUUGGAUGUAUGCCAAUGAAUACUGAAGUGGCUGUCAGCAUUCCUCUGUGUAUUCCUUGGAACAUUCACCAAAUUUGUAAGCGACUGUCAACACUCGUGUUAGUCAUUCACUGCAUUCUUGACAUUUACUGCAAUGUAAAGGCUAUGAUCCAUUGAGCCCAUUUACAAAUGCACAGGUAAUUGUGUGUCUCCUGUUGGACUUUGCUUCUUCUAUUUUCCCUCCAGCAAGCAAUUUUCCAUGUGAGAUUGUGCGACGUUCACAAGUGUCUUGAAAGGUGGGACACAGGGCAGUCCUUUUGCCAGAAAAGGUGGGACACAGGGCAGUCCUUUUGUUCUGAAUUCAACAGCCAUAGUCUACUGGAUCUCGACCACAUCUUAUUCUUGACACAUAAAACAGGAAAUAUCAAUUCUUCAUCUCAAAAGUUCCAGGAAGUUUAUAAUUUCAGAAUAUUAGGCUGGCAGUUGUUUAGACCUUGUAAGUUUGAGAAGCAACACUCUAUCACUUAAGAGAUAUAGUUUUCACUGCUUAGAUUAAUCAGCCUAUUGCUCCAUUUGUUAACCCCUUAUUGUCUGGUGCUGCUCAGAAUUGGUCUGAAGAUUCUGUCGCAAGUUGGGUUGGUCAAAUGUUUAAAAAGAAAUGGCAAUGUUGUAGGAGUGAAGGAAAGAUUAGAAAGAUUUGGAACAUAAGUGGCAGUUUUUUUUAAAAAAAACCCUUCGAAACUCUUCAAUUCCGCAUUAUCUCAUAGAAGAUACGGAUUGGAUUAUUUCAUGGGAUUCUGAGCAACUGCUAAAGAAAUAAAAUUUGAAGUAGAGAAUUCAGAAAGAAAUUCUGUCCACUGAUUGUAUAUGCAGCUUAGCAAGGGAAAGGCAUGUGCAAAAGCAAGUUUCUUCAUGUGAGUUGUCUUUCUGAGGGCUUGAUUGAACACAGUUUUUUUUCUGAGAAUACCACUGGGUUAGUUUGAGUGAUGUGUUCUGGUAUUUUAUGCCUCUUAGGCAGGUGUGAGCCCAAUUAAGAUUGGAACCAAUGGGCACAGGGGAUGAGACCAGCGGUGGAAGAUCUGACCUAUUUCAAAUUAGGAAAUGGUUUCUGGGGGAGGUGGGGGUUCUAAACUGCCCCUCUCUACCCACACCCUAGUCCUGAUCUGAAUUGGGCCCCCACGUGCUUACAAAGUGCAGAAGUCCAGAAUACUUCUCUUAACUUGGCCUCGGGGAAAUGUAACAUGCAGUUCUAGUAAGAGGCCAGUGGGUAGGUUUUAUCCAGCACGUAGGUGCAUGCAUGUGGUUGUUGUGUACAGUUGUUGCGUACAGUUGGUCUUUUGCCAAACCAGCUUGGGAGAAAGAGGGCUGAAUUCAAAUACACCCAUCGUGAAAAAUGAUUGUUGAAGCCAUGGUCAUUCUUGUGAUAGCUCAGGAGAGAUCCUGUCAUAGGUUUGAUCAGAUUUCUUUACAGACCAGAAAAUUUCUGAAUUAGCUGGGCCUUGCCUGGAAGUUUUGUGUUAUUAAGUCCAAAGUUGUAGGGUUAUUCUUUCUUUCCUUUACUCCCCCCCCC
Molecule: messenger RNA, 10606 nt
Organism: Sphaerodactylus townsendi
Lineage: Eukaryota; Metazoa; Chordata; Lepidosauria; Squamata; Sphaerodactylidae
Gene: NBEAL1
Product: neurobeachin like 1
Exons: 56
Coding region: 525-8675 (2716 amino acids)
Biological process (GO): intracellular protein localization
Cellular component (GO): membrane; cytosol
Molecular function (GO): protein kinase binding
Source: RefSeq, a predicted model, not a curated record